CAGUGACGUCAUGGACUUUUGCAGAAGAGAAUGGAGUGUGUGAGAAAAUUUCGUUAAAAAUUGUGUUUUCUGCAGUUUUCCGCCACAAAGGGAUUUUAUUUUUUCCAACAAACCUUUCUAGAGACAUUCUUGUGUAUCAGCAAAUAGAUUUUCAUGGCUUUUCCAUCGCUAAAUGCCCAACAAGAAUUGAACAACCGGAAAAUUCUAGAGGAUCUGCAGAUUAAGAAGCAAUUGCUCCAAAAAGGUGUAUCACCAGUCGUGACAUCCAUUCCCAGCGUCCCAACGAACAAUUCACUCGGUUUACCUCAGUACAUGCAAAUGAGUCAACCACCAAGUGAUGUCAUCCUAAAUGCACCUGCCAGGGCAGCUUGGAAUCAAGCACAUACGCAAUCUUUUGGUUUCUUCGUACCUCAGGACUCUGCCUUCGGGAAUAGCAUCAUUCCCGUUUUGCCGCGCUUUGAGGCACCCCCUAAAUAGUUCUAAGUCUCCCUUAUCACUACCUGUCUUACUAAUAAGAAUCCCUUAAGUGUUUGUGUGUGAAAAUGGCGCGAAUAAAACUGAAAAAGUU
Messenger RNA from Phlebotomus papatasi, 568 nucleotides. Its product is annotated as SOSS complex subunit C homolog B. Gene Ontology annotation, cellular component: nucleus; nucleoplasm; SOSS complex. Bases 154 to 477 code for a protein of 107 amino acids. Gene Ontology annotation, biological process: DNA repair. The record is from RefSeq and is a predicted model, not a curated record. Lineage: Eukaryota; Metazoa; Arthropoda; Insecta; Diptera; Psychodidae. The transcript is spliced from 3 exons.